CCGUCUGGUCUGAGUGGCCCUCGUCGUUCAGGUCAAGGUCAGCGCGGGAAGGAGCCGCAGAAGAUCAUGGCGAGUGUUUCCCUCACUGAAGAUGUCCAGCGGAAUAAAGCAGAGAAGGCCUGGAAACCGUCAGUGAAGCGCAGUGGCCGUGCCGACGAGGACAAGCCCGAGUUCUUGAAGACGCAGGAGCUGUUCAAACGCAUGGAGAGCGUGUUGAAUCAACUGACGCCGCAGAUGUUCCAGCCGCUGAUGAAGCAGGUGACGGAACUGACCAUCAACACCGAGGAGCGCCUGAAAGGAGUGGUCCACCUCAUCUAUGAGAAGGCCAUCUCUGAGCCCAACUUCUCUGAAGCCUAUGCCAACAUGUGCCGCUGCCUCAUGGGGCUGAAAGUUCCCACCACGGAGAAACCUGGAGUGACGAUAAAUUUCAGGAAGCUGCUGCUGAAUCGUUGUCAGAAAGAGUUUGAGAAGAACAAAGAUGAUGAUGAAACGUUUGAGAAGCAGAAGAAGCUGGAUGCUGCCACAGGGGUAUGAACAAGACACACACAC
This is a messenger RNA of Sinocyclocheilus rhinocerous, 549 nucleotides long. RefSeq names its product eukaryotic translation initiation factor 4 gamma 1-like. The transcript has 2 exons. The record is from RefSeq and is a predicted model, not a curated record. Gene Ontology annotation, cellular component: eukaryotic translation initiation factor 4F complex. Gene Ontology annotation, molecular function: translation initiation factor activity; mRNA binding; protein binding. Lineage: Eukaryota; Metazoa; Chordata; Actinopteri; Cypriniformes; Cyprinidae. The annotation marks the transcript as partial.